CCACACAUCCUGCCAAGGUUAGCCUCGCGUCACACUCGACAAGACAACCAGUACACAAUAACAGACAGAAACUUAUCGCAGUCAGACACACAAACACACACACACAUACACACACACCCCCACCCCCACAGGCACCUGCCUUGCCACCGGACUGCAUGAACAAGGAGGAGCAGUGUGACGCGCGAUGUGGCACUAGCAGCAGCAGCACCAGUAGCCUGAGGAAACGCAGCAGUAGCAACAGCAGCAGCAGCAGCCUGAGGAAGAGCAGCAGCAGCAGCAGCAGCCUGAGGAAGAGCAGCAUCAGCAGCCUCAGCCUGAGGAAGAGCAGCAGCAGCAGCCUCAGCCUGAGCAGCAGCAGCAGCCUGAGAAAGAGCAGCAGGAGCAGCAGCCUGAGGAAGAGCAGCAGCAGCAGCAGCAGCAGUCUGAGGAAAAGCAGCAGCAGAAGGAGGCUGAAAGAAGGAUGGCAGCGGCAGCCGCCAGUACCAUGGAGAGUGUUGGGGCGGAGGAGCUGCUGAGGCUGACGCAGCGUGCCAGGGACUUGGUGGAGGCCGGCCGUGUCUUGGCCGUCCAGGACGUGAAGGGACAAAGGCGCCACGCCAGAAUCAGCCUUGAAGACGGCCGCCUGCACCUCUACUCCCUGCAGGACACGCCUCCGUCCCCCGACGCCCUCAUCCUGCAAAUGGGUGAGGUGGUGCCGGCCACCCCGCCCUGCGAGGUGUUCUUGGACCUGUCGUGGCCUGGCAGUGAGGCGCGGCGGGUGGUGGUGAGUCUGCCCAGGAAUAACCCCUCGGGCCGGCAGUUUGUGCUGUUGUGCUCGGGGGAACGGGGCGCCUGCUACGCCAACACCAAGAUGCAUAUGGUGGUAUUAGAGGGAGAGCCAGGGGAAUGUGUAUGGGGAGGUGACUAUGAGAAUAAUACUGGGAAGGGAGGAGCCGCCCUGUUGCCUGAACUUGACGUUUUAGAGUACUGGAGAUCAGGGAAGGCGGGGGCUGUGGGUGGACCGAAGUAUAACCUUCCCCGGGGUGCUCAGUUCAGCAUCACCACCAAGGACCAACUGCCUGGUGAUCGUGAAUUUCCUGGUAUGUUUGGUGAGGUGGUGAGUGGCCUCGAGGUGGUGCAGGAGGCAGCCAAGCACGACCCCAUUACUGAGGUGACUGUGGAGCAGUGUGGCGUCCUGCUGCCACAACAGUGACACACACACACACACACACACACACACACACACACACACACACACACACACACACCAAUGUGCAAUUUUUAAAAA
Portunus trituberculatus (swimming crab) is the source of this 1267-nucleotide messenger RNA. Its product is annotated as peptidyl-prolyl cis-trans isomerase CYP21-2-like. The coding region runs from base 461 to 1192 and encodes 243 amino acids. The transcript has 4 exons. Lineage: Eukaryota; Metazoa; Arthropoda; Malacostraca; Decapoda; Portunidae. Gene Ontology annotation, biological process: protein peptidyl-prolyl isomerization. The record is from RefSeq and is a predicted model, not a curated record. Gene Ontology annotation, molecular function: peptidyl-prolyl cis-trans isomerase activity.